CAUGCAACUCUGUGUUGUUAUAUUUAUUUUGACAUUUCAUUCGUUCAUUUGUCAUUCUCGGGUGUUGUUUUGCAUAUUUUCCUUCUCUGCUGAUAAAAACACCUAUAAGUGAUUCAUUUUUGUUAAAAAACAUUAAAAGAAUUGAAAAAUAUUUACUUUUAACAAUUUACAACAAAAGUUUCCGUAAUGGCUGCUACUUUGAAACCAUAUCUGACUGCUGUACGCCAUUCCUUAACCGCAGCAAUGUGUUUACAAGACUUUGCUUCGCAGGUGGUAGAGAGACACAACAAACCAGAGGUAGAGGUCUGCUCUAGCAAGGAAUUGAUUUUAACACCUGUGGUCAUAUCCCGCAACGAAAGAGAACGUGUCCUUAUUGAACCCUCCAUCAAUUCAGUGCGUGUCAGUAUUGCCGUCAAACAGGCCGAUGAAAUUGAAAAGAUUCUUUGUCACAAAUUCACCCGUUUCAUGAUGCGUCGUGCUGAAUCCUUUAUCAUUUUGAGACGUAAACCUAUUGAUGGUUAUGAUAUUAGCUUUUUGAUUACCAAUUUCCAUACGGAGCAGAUGUACAAACAUAAAUUGGUAGAUUUUGUCAUCAGCUUUAUGGAGGAAAUUGAUAAGGAAAUCAGUGAAAUGAAAUUGGCUGUCAAUGCCCGUGCCCGUACUUGUGCUGAGGAGUUUUUGAAGAGAUUCUAAGUUCGAGGGGAGGUAGUUGCAGUGGCGGUAGAGCUUCCUAAGGAUGUGCUCAAAGUUAAAAGUAUUCCGGUGUUUAAAUUUUAAUUUAAUUUUUAUAAAUGUGUUUCUUUUGUAUCAGUGCAUUUUUUCUUGAUUUUAAGUGAACAAAAGUUUCGUAAUUUUUCUUCCCGGAAAAGUUGAUUGAAGAAAAACUAUAAAAGAAAUAAACUAGAGUUAAUAGACUUUUCAUAAAGCUGAAAGUGUUUUAAAACAAAAAA
This is a messenger RNA of Lucilia sericata (common green bottle fly), 950 nucleotides long. RefSeq names its product actin-related protein 2/3 complex subunit 4 (gene Arpc4). Gene Ontology annotation, biological process: Arp2/3 complex-mediated actin nucleation; actin filament polymerization. The record is from RefSeq and is a predicted model, not a curated record. Lineage: Eukaryota; Metazoa; Arthropoda; Insecta; Diptera; Calliphoridae. The coding region runs from base 187 to 693 and encodes 168 amino acids. Gene Ontology annotation, cellular component: actin cytoskeleton; Arp2/3 protein complex. The transcript has a single exon. Gene Ontology annotation, molecular function: actin filament binding.